This is a messenger RNA of Ceratitis capitata (Mediterranean fruit fly), 1309 nucleotides long. RefSeq names its product protein NipSnap (gene Nipsnap). The transcript has 7 exons. Bases 315 to 1130 code for a protein of 271 amino acids. Gene Ontology annotation, cellular component: mitochondrion. The record is from RefSeq and is a predicted model, not a curated record. NCBI's taxonomy places the organism in Eukaryota, Metazoa, Arthropoda, Insecta, Diptera, Tephritidae.
AUCGUUGUCAAAAAGGGAGCAGAAGUGAAGAAAGAAUUAAAUACGUGAGGGUGAAAUAUUUGUGCAGCAGAAAAAGUGGAGCGCACCAAGUAGAAGUUUAUGCAGUUGUUUAAUUUUCAUAAUUUUUUCAGUUAAUUGUAUUAUUUUAUAUUCACUUUGAGUUUAAACAUAUUUAUUGUUGCUAUUGCUGCCAAUUCUACGACCCAACGCUGCAAUUGCCGCUAAUUGGUGUUGUUACCACACAACGACAAUUUAUUUCGCCUAUACAGCAAUUAAAAGAAGACAGCUUUAAAAAAAAAAACAACUCAAGCAAAAUGAUAAAAUUAAAAAAUAUAUCGAAUGUUAUCAAUAACACAGCUGUACGCUCCAUAGCUACCUCAGCACCACUCAACGAAGCCGAUUCAUGGUUUUCCAAGUUGUUGGUGCGUAAAAUUGAGCCAACUAAAGAAUCGCACAGUCGAAUGCUCAGUGAUAAGGAAAUCAUUUAUGCCUUGCAUACGCACAAUGUACGUCCCGGUUAUAUGGAUGAUUAUUUAAAAAAUUACAAAACCUCAGUACAGCUAGUGAAUGACAAGAAAGCGAAUUUGUCUUGCAAUUUAGUUGCGUCAUGGACCGUACAUGUUGGUGAUAUGGAUCAAUGUUUGCAUUUAUGGAAAUACACUGGCGGUUUUGAGAAGAUUGAUAUUGCCAAGGAGGAUUUAUGGCAUGAUGAGGAGUACAUGAGCUUAAUGAACGAACGUAUAAAAUUCUUACGUUCACGGCAUUUGCAAUAUCUGUUGGCUUUCAGUUACUGGCCCAAAAUCGAAUUUCGUCCAGGCAAACAUAUCUAUGAGAUGCGUUCAUAUCGCCUAAAACCCGGUACCAUGAUUGAAUGGGGUAACAAUUGGGCACGUGCCAUUAACUUCCGUAAACAUAACAACGAAGCUUUUGCCGGUUUCUUUUCACAAGUCGGCCGUCUUUAUAAUGUGCAUCAUAUUUGGUGCUACAAGUCUUUAUUGGACCGCAAAGAGACACGUGAGGCCGCUUGGCGCUCACCCGGCUGGGACGAGUGUGUCGCCUAUACCGUGCCAUUGAUCAAAGAUAUGCAUACCCGUGUUUUAGCACCAACUGAAUUCUCGCCUACACAGUAGGGCAUAACGUAAACAUAUAUAAUAUACAUAUUAAUACAAAUAGAGCAAGAAACACUUUUUAGUGCCUACAAUUUAUUUAUUUUCUAAGCAUUAUUGUUUUAUUUUCAAGCUAAUCAAGGAAAUUAAAGAUGUAAACGCACAAAAUGUGAAAUGAAACCGCAAUAAUGCUUCCUUCCAUA